UUCCUGACUGAGGUAAAUAGCCUAUUACUUCUUGACGGCAUGAAGGAGGAGGAUCUACACGAUCCGUUUUUUCUACCGUUAACGGAAUUUGUCGCUAAACCACGCGACCGACGGUUCCUCUACAUCGUCGGCAAAAUGCUCAAACUCGACUGGCUGAAUUACAGGACUCUUGAAGAUGUCACAACAAUUCUGUCACUUCUGCUGCCCUCUUUUGCCUGCCAAUGUGUAGAAAACAACGACCUGGUGUGUUUACAGGAGAUCCUAGACAUGAUGGACGUGGACGCUGAAGAUUAUGAUGGCAACACUGUCAUGCACAGAGCUUGUGAAAAGGGGAUCACUUAUAUAGUAAAGCAUUUAUUGUCUAUUGGAGCAUCAUGCCAUAGGGUAAACCGUUCUGGUUGUACACCUCUGCAUCUUGCCAUAAAAAACAAACACAUUGAUGUAAUCAAGAUUUUGAACAGAGAAGGAGCAACAAUAACUCUAAAGCCUGUGCAAGUUGGCAUUGAACUUAUUAAGGCAGUUUGGCUUAAGGACUGUAAGCUUUUGCAUGCGUGGUAUUUAGCCGGUGCAGACAUGAACCAGGAUGAUUACAAUGGACAAACUGCUUUACAUGUAGCUGUGGAGAAGAGGGACAAGCACAUGGUUUCCAAACUUCUUGAAUAUGGCGGUUCUCCUGAGGUAUAACA
Molecule: messenger RNA, 686 nt
Organism: Danio aesculapii
Lineage: Eukaryota; Metazoa; Chordata; Actinopteri; Cypriniformes; Danionidae
Product: L-asparaginase
Exons: 6
Coding region: 40-684 (214 amino acids)
Biological process (GO): regulation of gene expression
Cellular component (GO): nucleus
Molecular function (GO): protein binding
Source: RefSeq, a predicted model, not a curated record